Messenger RNA from Candidula unifasciata, 1392 nucleotides. NCBI's taxonomy places the organism in Eukaryota, Metazoa, Mollusca, Gastropoda, Stylommatophora, Geomitridae. The record is from the annotation of a GenBank genome assembly.
AUGAUGCCACUCAUUGAAGGCAUUGGAGAUGAAGUUACUCUAGUCCUUGGUGGAUUUUUACUAUGCGUUAUCCUGAUGUUUGCUUGGUUUUCCACCCACACAGCAGAUAUUCCACUGCUGCGUGAGGUCGGAGUAAUUGUCGUUGAGCUCAGCCAGAGGCGGAGUCGUUCUCAGAAUACUGCAGGCGAAGAAAGGUCAACUAGAGUCAAUAACGGCAGCUCUAUAGAACGUGAAAAUGUUACCGGAAAUGAAGACGUUCAAAGGGAUGAAGCAAGCACCAGUUUAGAUGAGACUUCUAGUUCCCAGACCAGAACUGGGUCGGUUUCUGAAAGUCCUGCUGCUCCCUCAGCUGUGCCAACAGAUGAAAGUUCUGGCGUUAAAGAACCCGAUGUCCUAACAUCACAUUUAGUUUCAGGACAUGCAGAAGGGUCAUCAGAUGCAGCUGUGCUAGAUGAAUCUGUACCGAAGGCAUCUGUUGUUGUGGAUGACAGCAAAGGAUUUACGUAUUCCACAGAAGAAGACAUUAGACAGCGGAGAGUUCAUUACUUCAAAACCAAUAAGCCGGAAAAUGGCAGUAGUGAAGAAGAUGCCGCACAACCAAGGUCUGAAGGUAAAUCAUCUAGUCUUUCGGGAAUGCAGACUUUGGACAGAGAUAGCCCAGGAUUGUUGAAUGAUGGAGCAGCUGUCAAUGAUGCUUCUAAUUCAGACCAAACCAGAACAGUAAGGGCAACACAGGAACAUCUUACAUCCACAUCAGCAGUGAACCUGGAAAAUAUUGCCUCCAGUUUGCUGGAAGAAAGUAUAAAUGUUGCAGAGGAUUCAAGCUUGCAAGAAGAAAGUUCAAACCAGUCAAAGAUACGAGUCAAACUGAAGUAUAUGAACGAAACCCAGAGACUUGUCUACGCGGAACCACUUGAUACGAUAGGAGAGUUUAGGAGAAAUAAUUUUCAGGCGGAGUUGCAGGAAAACAAAUGGGUCCGAUUCAUUUACAACGGACAGGAUCUACGAGACGACGCCCGAACUCUGCAAGCCUGCAACAUUUGGGACAACUGUACAGUUCACUGUCUGAUCACUGCCCAGACUGAGACACGCCUGCCGCGGGAUGCAGUAGCAGACGAUGAGGAGGACUCUAUCAUGGGGACGAUGAUGUACCCGCUGUUUACGAUCAUUAUUGUAAUUGUGUGGUACUUCAGAUUUACGUACAGACAAUACUUCAGUGCCAUGAGCACGGUCUGCCUCAUUGGCAUCAGCUUCUUGUUGGCUCUCAGUUACAUUUCCUCCCUGAGGACCGCCGACCGUAACCCUCCGCAACUCAGGGUCGGCUCCUCGACACCUUCGACUGCUGGGGGCGGACGAAGUGGACAACAGGAAGAGCAUCAGCAUGCAGACUGA